AUGAGCGACCCUAACGCCAGCGAGGCGGAGAAGAACAUCGAGAUCUGGAAGGUGAAGAAACUCAUCAAGCGGCUCGAAGCUGCACGUGGAAAUGGCACCAGCAUGAUUUCCCUGAUUAUUCCGCCAAAGGAUCAAGUCUCUCGUGCGGCAAAGAUGUUGGCAGAAGAAUACGGUACCGCAUCCAACAUCAAGUCGCGAGUUAACCGUCAAUCCGUCCUUUCGGCCAUUACCUCGACCCAGCAGCGCCUUAAGCUCUACAACAAGGUUCCCCCCAACGGUCUUGUCGUGUACUGCGGUGAAAUCUUGACCUCGGAAGGCAAGGAGCGCAAGGUCAAUAUCGAUUUCGAGCCCUUCAAGCCCAUCAACACAUCGCUCUACCUCUGCGACAACAAAUUCCACACGGAGGCUCUCGCCGAGCUGCUCGAGUCGGAUCAGAAGUUCGGUUUUAUCAUCAUGGAUGGUAACGGAGCGUUGUUCGGAACGCUCAGCGGCAACACUCGCGACAUCGUCCAGAAGUUUUCGGUCGAUCUUCCCAAGAAGCACGGUCGUGGUGGCCAGUCGGCGCUGCGUUUUGCCCGUCUGAGAGAGGAAAAGCGCCACAACUAUGUUCGCAAGGUCGCUGAGUUGGCGGUGCAGAACUUCAUCACCAACGACAAGGUCAACGUUGGCGGCAUUGUGCUGGCCGGUUCGGCCGAUUUCAAGAAUGACCUGAACGCUUCCGACCUGUUCGACCAGCGUCUGCAGGUCAAGGUCAUCAAGGUCGUCGAUGUGUCGUACGGUGGCGAGAACGGUUUCAACCAGGCCAUCGAGCUGUCGUCCGAGACGUUGGGCAACGUCAAAUUCAUCCAGGAGAAGAAACUCAUCGGCAAGUACUUCGAGGAGAUCAGCCAGGACACGGGCCGUAUUUGCUACGGUAUUGAGGACACGCUCAAGGCGCUGGAGCUGGGUGCUGUUGAGACCCUUAUUGUCUUUGAGAGUCUCGAGAUCAACCGCUGGACUCUGAAGGACAGCAACAACACCGAAUACGUGAUUCACACCACCAAGCAGCAAGAAGCGGGCAACCGCGACCAGUUCAUGGACAAGGAGACGGGCCAGGAGAUGGAGGUGGUCUCGCAGGAGUCCUUCCUAGAGUGGAUUGCCGAGCACUACAAGGAUUUCGGUACCACUCUUGAGUUUGUCUCGGAUCGGUCGACCGAGGGGAACCAGUUCGUCAAGGGCUUCGGCGGCAUUGGCGGCAUCCUCCGGUACAAGGUCAACUUCGAGCAGUUAGCCGAAGUAGAUGACGAUGAUGACUACUACGACGAUUGA
Molecule: messenger RNA, 1308 nt
Organism: Chaetomium globosum CBS 148.51
Lineage: Eukaryota; Fungi; Ascomycota; Sordariomycetes; Sordariales; Chaetomiaceae
Product: eukaryotic peptide chain release factor subunit 1
Exons: 4
Coding region: 1-1308 (435 amino acids)
Biological process (GO): cytoplasmic translational termination
Cellular component (GO): translation release factor complex; cytosol
Molecular function (GO): translation release factor activity, codon specific; sequence-specific mRNA binding
Source: RefSeq, a predicted model, not a curated record